Molecule: messenger RNA, 600 nt
Organism: Drosophila pseudoobscura
Lineage: Eukaryota; Metazoa; Arthropoda; Insecta; Diptera; Drosophilidae
Exons: 2
Coding region: 132-539 (135 amino acids)
Source: RefSeq, a predicted model, not a curated record
UAUACAUAUGCAAACAUAUUCGUUGCCCGCGUCGUGUGUGUGUGCAAUCGGCAAUCAAUUUUUUUGUAAAAUAUCAUCGCGUCGGUCGCGCCAACAAUAAUUUCUGUGCAAAUUUCUGCUACCGCCGAGGGAUGCCCUGCGAUAAAGACAGGAAAGUAGCAGUUGGAUUCAAAGAUCCAAAAGAGGAAUCAGAGGUUCGUCGGGCGCCGAGGAUAUCCCCAAGUCGUUCAUUGCGACAACGGGACGAACUUCGUCGGAGCGAGCCGCCAUCUCAGCGCUCUGCGGAUCAGGCUCAAGGAGCAAGGAGACGCAAUUCACGACUUCGCGUCAAAGAACGGAUGCGAAUUUGCGUUCAUACCGCCGCGAGCUCCUCACAUGGGAGGGCUAUGGGAGGCAGGUGUAAAAACUGCCAAGAGCCUACUCCUACGGGCGGUAGGCAGCGCGCUCCUAACCGCCGAAGAGCUCGCCACAGUCCCCGUCGGCAUCGAGGCCAUAAUGAACUCGAGGCCGCUGGAAGCCAUCAACCAAGAUCCAAGUGACGGCGAGGCCCUAACACCCGGGCACCUGCUGACAGGCGGGUCGCUCAUCGCCCCCCAGCAC